This is a messenger RNA of Arabidopsis lyrata subsp. lyrata, 2667 nucleotides long. RefSeq names its product F-box/kelch-repeat protein At2g24250. The transcript is spliced from 4 exons. The record is from RefSeq and is a predicted model, not a curated record. Bases 506 to 1636 code for a protein of 376 amino acids. NCBI's taxonomy places the organism in Eukaryota, Viridiplantae, Streptophyta, Magnoliopsida, Brassicales, Brassicaceae. Gene Ontology annotation, molecular function: protein binding.
UGUUGCUUAUAUAACUGUACCGAUCAGAGCUUGAAUCCAGUGCUAUUAUAGCCAUAACACCGGUUAUUAUCACAAUGGAGUUGAUAACUGAAGCAUUCAGCGGGGUUUUAACAAUGAGAUAGCCAAACAAAGCAGAGAAGGCAAGCGACGAAGAUGCCAAAAGAGAAGAAGUCGAUGCAGGGAGGUACGCAUAGUCAUAACUCAUAAGCAUAUAAGAUUAUCUGCAGCACUCAAGAAACCGAGCACGGCAUAAGAGAGAACAUACUCGCCAGUCAACUAUAGUUAGCCUAGGGAGUUUCAUUGAUGGGGUUACCAAUCUAUGGGUUAUUUCAUCAAUGUUGCCGUUAUGAUAGUUAUGAUCUUUGGAGCUAAUAAUUAUUUGUUUUCUUCUCCAAUAGUGAACAAAGAAGAGUUUUGAAUCAAUUCAUCUUCUCUGUUCCCAAACCCUUAAAAAAGCUCUAAUUUUUCGAAAUUGCAGCAGUUUCUGUCUUCUUCAGCAGCAAACAUGGCAGAAUCCGAAACGAAGAAGAAGACAUCAACAUCAUCGAUAAUGCCAGAAUGGUCUCUUCUCCCUGAAGAGCUACUGCACAUUAUCAUCGAUAAACUUGACAACUGUUUCAAUGUUGUUCAUGCUCGGUCUGUUUGCCGCUCAUGGCGAUCCACAUUUCCAUUUCCUUCUUGCCUAUUACGCCCAAGUUACUCUCUUCCCAUGUUCACUCAUUUCCGUCGCAAAAGCAAAGACUUGUUCACCCUCGAGAAGAUCCCUUUGUUUCUCUUUAGAGCCUCAACUCCUGAUGCUGAUGUUGCUGAGUAUUUUAUGGGAGGAAUAGGCCGAGAUAAAUCAAAUGAUCAUAUGGAGCUUCCAUCUCCCCUUCAAUGUUCAGUGAAAGUGAAACUCCCAGGAUCUGAUCCAACCUUGAUGAACAUGCUCGACUACAAUAUCCUCCAUCUGGGCUAUCAGUACAGAAUGAUUGGUUGCAAUCCUGAUGAUUACAAAGGUGUGGCUUUUCUUCCGCUAAACAAAGAAGGAGGAGAGUUCGUUGUGCUUCUCAACUACUCUAGUUUUCUGUUGGUGUUAACAAGUGCUGAAAUGGGGUGGAAGCGGCUUGAGAACGUCCUAUUUUUUGCGUGCUUGCAUUUAAUCACUUUUAGAGGCAGAUUUUAUGCAACUUUUCAUUCCGGAGAAACUGUUGUUAUCGAUCCUUAUUCACUGGAGGUGACUUUCCUGUUGCCCUCACCUCGGACGCCAGUACACUAUCUGGUUCCAUUUGGUAAUGAUGAACUUUUCCUGGUCGAAGUAAUCUUCCCAACUGUUGGUAAAUUAACAUGUAGAGUCAGUAGGCUAGAUGAGGAGGCUGGUCAAUGGGUUGAGGUCAGCGAUUUGGGUGACCGUGUAUUGUUUGUCGGUGGGCACUUGGGAAAUAUCUCUUGCUCGGCUCAGGAGCUUCCUCAUGGUUUGGGUGGGAACUCGAUUUUGUUCACCAAUGGGUCAGGCAAUGUAACAUUCCCCUAUAAAUAUGGAGUAUAUACAGGAAAUGCAGAAGACAAUCUCGAUUGUUGGAGAUCCUCAAUGGAGGACCGUGUGGUGAUCCUCAACAAAUCUUUUCCGGUCCUUGCUUUCAAGGUUGAAUGCUAGGACGUAGAUUCUCGCUUUAGACUGUAAUUAUGUUUUUAUUAGAUCAAAGACUAUAUUUUCCUUUGAUUUUAAGUCUAGAUUUUGUGUAUAUAAAAAACUCGAACUAUACAUGAUCUGUAGUUGAUGUGCAAUGGCCUUACUGUAUCUACCCUUGGGAGAUUUGUUGAGGAUUCUUACUUUGUUGGUAAUCAGCUAUGUUCCUAUCAAACUUGUUGCAGGCAUAGCAGCAAUAUCCCUCAUACAGCUUCUAUUCUAGUUUUUAUUCUGUUCAGAGCUUUUUGAUCGUUGUAUGAUUGCUUUUGUUGAGUGACUAUGGCUACCUGCGUUGCGUAGUCCAUGGGUGUAAAUCAGUAGGCAUCUUCAUGUUUAAACUGGUCCGAAAGUAGAAAACAGUAACACUUCGUCUUUAGUUUGUGUCCUUGGACUAGUGAAGAUCUUGAGUCUUGACGAAGUUGGUAUGUUUGAGUUCUGUAUCAAAUCUGAGCUUUUUCUGUGAUUUAGGGAAGCUUUAAAGAAAGAAAGUGACAAUUCUGUCACAUUAAGCUAAACAGGGAAUCUUUCAAGGAAUAAGAAGAAUCAAGAAAGAGAAGUAGAAUCUUCAGCUUAUCAUGCUGAGGAGUGGAGCAGAGCUUAAUGGAACUGUUCGUUGUGACUACCCUAAUUGCGUUGUGCAGUAUACAAAUCUUGAUACAUGGAUGGAACUGGCGCUUGAUGGCGAUGAUAUGGACUAAAUGUUAUGUAUAUAACAAAGAGGAAAAGUGGAAAACUACAUUGCUUUUGACCGGGUAGCUCCCGAAGACUUCCUCAAUAAAGCAAUGCCUGAUUCAAUGCAUGAUUGCUCUAGCUCAUUGAUAUUUGCCUUGGAAGGAGUCUUUGAUGUUCUGGACGUUUAGGUAAGUGUUACCAUCUUUUUAACAUAUUAUACCGAUGUCAUCUUGAAUGAUAAUAUAGCAUUAUAGCUUCUAAAAAUGGAAGUAGAACAGAGAGGGUAGAGACUUGAUUUUUGCAAAGUGAUGAAAAGAAGUGAACUA